AUGAAGGUCUUCCUGCCGAUGCUUCUGGCUGCCCUCCUGGGUGUGGAACAAGCCCACUCCCUGAUGUGCUUCUCGUGCACGGAUCAGCAGAGCAAUCUAUACUGCCUGACGCCAACCAUCUGCUCCAGCUCGGACAACUACUGUGUCACUGUGGCCACUGAGGCUGGCAUCGGGAACAUGGUGAACUUCGGCCGGACCCUGAAUAAAGGCUGCUCGCCCAUCUGUCCUGGCCCCAGCGUUGACCUGGGUGUGUUGUCAGUGGGUACUCACUGCUGUCAGAAUUUCCUGUGUAAUAUCAGUGCAGCUGGUGGUGGACCUCAGGUCAGCGCCACCGUGCUGGGCCUAGGGCUUCUGCUGAGCCUGCUGGCGGUGCUGGUCACUCAGCUGCAGUCCUCAGGGAUCGGGGACCCCAAGAGGCCUUUCUCAGAGCUGGAGCUGAUGCAGGCUGCUAACAACGCCCACCCUUCCCUCCCUGAUCCCUUUCUGCUUCCUGGCAGUCUGGUGGGGGAAGAAUUUGCCGGAGUCUGCAGGGCCAAGGCGCACUCAGAUACACUCAUCUGCUACAAGUGCUUCAAAGUCCCAGACCACCAAGCCUGUGAAGCUAUCCGCUGUUCCCCCAACGACACCGUCUGUAUCUCUCAUGAGAUUACCGUAACGCUCCGUGUGAGUUUACAAUGCUACCAGUGCACCAAGACCAACAAAAGCGAGGACUGCCCAGUGACCUCGUGCAAGCCUCAGAACACCAAAUGCUUGUCCUUCCAUGUAGACGUCAAACAGGAUGAGCCUGGGAGGGCACUUAGCGGCCCCAGGCUUCAGCUGUGA
This is a messenger RNA of Chrysochloris asiatica (Cape golden mole), 822 nucleotides long. RefSeq lists its product as uncharacterized. Lineage: Eukaryota; Metazoa; Chordata; Mammalia; Afrosoricida; Chrysochloridae. The record is from RefSeq and is a predicted model, not a curated record. The coding region runs from base 1 to 822 and encodes 273 amino acids. The transcript has 7 exons. Gene Ontology annotation, molecular function: acetylcholine receptor inhibitor activity.